UCCUGCACUGUAUGUAGGCGGGUGAGAGAUGUCGGUGUCGGUGGUGCUCCUCUCAGCGGUGAUUGCCGGUGGGGGUUUGAUCCUCAUCAUUAGGAGGGUUGUGCUGAGUAAGAUUAAAGCUAAACUUCAGUACCGGGGCGAUAUGAUGAGCGGUAAAACCGUGAUUAUUACCGGCGCGAGCAGCGGCAUCGGGAAAGCGACUACAGCCGGGUUACUGAGGCUCAGCGCGCGCGUGAUCAUGGCCUGCAGGAACUGUGAUGGAGCUCAGCAGGCUGCAGCAGAGAUUCGGGAGCAGGCAGGACCAGGUUCAGGUGACCUGAUCAUCAAACAUCUGGAUCUGACCUCCCUCACAUCAGUGCGCACCUUCUGCAGGGAAAUAAUCCAGGAGGAGGAGAAGAUCGACGUGUUGAUUAAUAACGCGGGCGUGUACCGCUGCCCCUACGCUAAGACGGAGGACGGGUUCGAGAUGCAGUUGGGCGUGAACCACCUGGGUCACUUCCUGCUGACGCACCUGCUGAUGGACCUGAUGCGUAAAUCUGCGCCCAGUCGCAUCGUCGUCGUCUCGUCCAAACUCUACAAGCGCGGCGGCAUCAACUUCCACGACAUAAACAGCGAGCGUAGCUACGACCCGGCGUCCUGCUACAGCCAGAGCAAACUCGCUAACCUGCUGUUCGUCCGCCAGCUGGCACGGCGGCUGGAGGGCAGCGGGGUGACGGUGAACGCCCUCUCUCCUGGCAUGGUCAGGACCAACCUGGGACGGCAUGUCCACAUCCCUCUGCUGGCCAGGCCCCUGUUCUGGUUGGUGUCCCUGAUGUUCUUUAAAAGCUGUGAGGAGGGAGCGGAGACGCCCCUGUACCUCACCUGCUCCCCCGACGUGGAGAACGUUACAGGGAAGUUCUUCUCCAACUGCAGAGAGGAAAAGCUCCUGCCCAAAGCCGUGGACGAUACCACCUCCAGACGUCUAUGGGACCUGAGUGAGAGCAUGGUGGGGAUCUGAACAGGUGAAUCGGGACACAGCCGAAUGUACAAAUGUAAUUAAUUACAGCGCCAUUAAAAGCUGCACGUGUUAAA
Molecule: messenger RNA, 1071 nt
Organism: Trichomycterus rosablanca
Lineage: Eukaryota; Metazoa; Chordata; Actinopteri; Siluriformes; Trichomycteridae
Gene: rdh14b
Product: retinol dehydrogenase 14b
Exons: 3
Coding region: 29-997 (322 amino acids)
Source: RefSeq, a predicted model, not a curated record